AUGCUAAAUACUGAAGACGUCGAGAUUGCAGAAAUACCAGUUUAUCACCACGAGAGCGGAGAUUUGUUUGCGGAAGAUAUCGAGCAGCAUAUGGCCGUGCUACCAGAGAUGUCGGCGACUACAGAAGAAGUUACGAUUGAGGACAUUCAGAUCGGUGAUCCCGAUGUGCCUCUCACCACAGAUCAACAACGGCUCAGAUCGCUGAUCUGGAAGAGCCGUCACCUCCUCAUGGGUAAAGGUAAUGCUCUACCACCAGCAGCACGAGGCGCGAUCUGUGAUAUUGAUGUCGGUGGGGCAGCACCGAUAGUGCAAAGAGUGCGUCCGGUCGCACCCAAAUAUCGGGAGAAGCUGUCAGAUCUCAUCAAAGGACUAUUAGCAGCCAAAAUCGUUCAGCCAUCCACGUCACCUUGGGCGUCUCCGAUAGUGGUGAUCAUCAAGAAGAACGGAGUGGAUAUUCGCCUUUGCAUUGAUUAUCGAAGAGCUAACCAGCUGACGCGUCUGAUGGUUUAUCCCAUGCCGUUGAUCAGCGAUCUGUUGGAAGAUCUGGAUAAAGCUCUAUGGUACUGUUCGCUAGACAUGGCUAGUGGAUUUUGGGUCGUCGAAAUGACUGAACGAGCAAAACUGAUCUCAGCGUUUGUCACACCGUUUGGCUUGUUCGAGUGGCUGCGAAUGCCUUUUGGGCUUAAGAACGCGCCCCAGAUCUACCAACGUCUGGUGGACAAUGCGUUGUAUGGAUAUCUCAAGAUCGGCCAGAGAUCAGCUUCUGAUGGCCCGAUCGACGUGUUCAAAGAUGGAGAACCUGAGACAGAUCGACGACCGUCUAUACUGGGACGCCGAUCUUACAUUGACGAUAUUCUCAUACCAGCCACGUCAUGGGGAUCUUUGUACACAAAAGUAGAACGGUUGCUGGAGGCAUGUGAUAAGUGGAAUCUGUCUAUCAGCCUCACGAAGAGCUUUUGGGGGUGCCGUAAGGUCGAUUAUUUGGGACAUCGAGUGUCGAUGGAUGGUCUGGAGGCUCAGCCCAAGAACCUAGAGUCGUUGGUUAACAUCCCGUUUCCUAGCACGCUACGAGCUAUGCAAUCCUUUCUCGGGAGCUUGAACUACUACCGUCGCUUCAUUGAGGAUUUCGCGGUGUAUGCCGCGGUGUUGUAUGAGUUAAGAGAAUCGGAUUUCUUCGAGAUCGGCCGAUCUCAGCUUGCAGCAGGAGACGAAUGCUCCAACGAGGGUCGAUGGACGGAAGCCAAGGUUGCUUUCACUAUGCUAAAAGCUAAGAUAGCUACAGCUCCCAUGCUCAAGCAUUUCGACCCAGAUCGGUCCCCCGUAAUCGUGGUCUACGCUAGCAAGUGGGCUGUCUCAGCGGCCCUGAUACAGGAGUACGAUGGCGUGUACCAUCCGGUGACGUUUACUAGCCGCACUUUAAAGCCUAAUGAGCUUAACUACGGAAUGGUAGAAAAAGAAGUGCUGGCGCUACUUCGUGUGUUGGAUGUAUGCUAUACUACGCUUGCCUCGCGGGAGAUCACUGUACUGACCCGACAUUCUACGUUAGCCUGGUUGAUGCAGUCUCGAGGGCUCAAUGGGAGAUUAGGACGGUGGGCUGCUUUGUUGUCAAAUUGGACUAUGGAGGUGAAGAAAUGUGAAAGAGGAGAGGAAGAGAUCCUGGGCAUGUUAGCAGCGAGUAUCACUCCGAGAGGAGAAGUGGAAGAGAUGCUGAUUGCGAUCUCCCCACGAAAAGACUGUCGACUCAAAAUAUCGAUGUCUCCUCCAACGGUGGAAACAGAUGAGGAGUUGCUGGUGGCCAGUUUCGAUGGAUCGGCUAGGAUAAAAAAGAAAGGAGGGUCGUUCAGUGCCGUGAUAUGGAAGUUACCCGAAUGGACGAUCGUGGCGGCCGAAUCGAGAUAUGUUCACGAUCUGACUGUGAAUGAAGCUGAGUAUAAUGGCUUGCUACUGUGCUUUGAGUUACUCGCCGAUCUGGAUAGGGGGCGAGUAAUACUGUGUGGAGAUUCCAGUCUGGUGAUUCGACAGAUGCGCGGUGAGAUCGACUGCAAGGCACCGGGCCUUCAGCUUCUGAGACACAAAGCGUUGGAGAAGCUGCAGUCAUGGCCUAGUCACGAGUUUCUGCAUAUGAAGCGAGAGUGGAAUCAGAGCGCAGAUCGACUAGCCAGCACAGCAUUGCAGAGCGAAAAGGGAAGAACGGUUGUAGCUGAAGAGGAUCGGCAAGAUCUGAUGACUCUGAACCGUCUCGGUGAAUUGUUGAAGCCCAAGCAAGAUGGUCAGCUAGCUCGGGUAACUGCGAUCUCGAGAUCAGCCAGGAGGAUACGUCAUGAACCUGAAGUGAUACAGGAGGAGAUAGUACAGAGGAUCAGGAUUCAACGAAUUGUCCAAGCUCAAGAUGAAGAGCGUUGGAUUGUCAAUCUCAAGACAUAUCUAAGUGGCGAUGUAUUAAACUUGGAUGCAGUAGAAGUGAAGAUGUGCGCCAAACUGGCGCCGGAAUACGAGAUCGAUGAGAACAAUCUGCUAUUUUUUUGCCCCAUGGCGAAAAGAGAGUCGGAAGAUCGCGAUGGUUUGAUGCGGUUGGUGAUCCCGGAGACGUUGCAGCAGGAUUUUUGCAUCACUAUCACACGAGUCUGGAAGGAGGCCAUCAGGGUAUUGGCCGAACCUAUCAGAGGAUCAGAUAGCGAUUUCAUUGGAGAGGACUGUUUCGGAGCGUUUAACGAUAUGUGGGCGAAUGUACCGACUGUGAGACCGGGAAAGGAAACCCGAUGA
Peronospora matthiolae is the source of this 2763-nucleotide messenger RNA. The record is from the annotation of a GenBank genome assembly. NCBI's taxonomy places the organism in Eukaryota, Oomycota, Peronosporomycetes, Peronosporales, Peronosporaceae.